AUGCCCAAGGAUAGAAGGGGCCGAUCUGUGUCUCGUGAUAGGUAUAGAGCAUCUCCUUAUCCAUGCAGCUCCAGUCAUACAAGGCGGCCGCCACCCAAAAUUCCUUCAGAAACUGAGGAAAAUGUGAAAGAAUGGGAAGACACCAGGUGCCCUGUUUGCUUGGAGCAUCCACACAAUGCAGUUUUACUCAUAUGUUCAUCCUAUGAGAAGGGGUGCCGCCCUUACAUGUGUGACACAAGCUACCGCCAUUCAAACUGUCUAGACCAGUACUGCAAGUCAUUUUCAGCAGAAACCUCACCAACUGUGCCACCAGAAGGAGAAAAUCAGAUUUUAGAUACUCAGUCAUCUCCAGCUGAAACUCUUGAAUCAACAAUUACUCAUGUGCAAAAUGGUAGAAUUGAGGAAGAGCCCCCCACCAUGAAUCCCAUAGCCUGUGAGCAUGAGGCACAGCCAAAGCUUUUGUGCCCCCUCUGCCGCGGGGAGAUAAAAGAUUGGAUAAUUGUGGAGCCCGCUCGUUGUUUCAUGAAUGCAAAAUCAAGAAAUUGUUCUUGCGAGACGUGUAGUUUUAUUGGAACCUAUGCAGAUCUUAGGAAGCAUGCUAGGCUGGAGCACCCACAAGCACGCCCAUCAGAGGCAGACCCAGAGCGACAGCGUACCUGGAGGAGUUUGGAACGACAGAGGGAUUUUGGUGACCUGCUCAGCACACUCCAAUCUUCAAUUGGAGAGGAUAGGGGUGAUGAUAGCAGUUUGCCAGUUGAUGAUGGGGGUUGGUUAACUGUAGUCUUUCUAGUUCGAGUAAUUCCACCUGGGGCCAGUUCAAGGAGCACUUGGUCUGGUCCCAGAAGAACCAGAGCACAAGUUAGAAUGAGAGGGAGGGCUACCACACUUUGGGGGGAGAGCUAUGAUGGCGAAGCUGCAUCUGCUUCUAGAGAAGAGGAUAAUGAUUCUUCAGAUGGCAGCACAGGUGCUAGGAGGCGCAGCGCGCGCCUUCGGCGACGGACAACACCAGACAACCAGCCAUGA
This is a messenger RNA of Prunus armeniaca (apricot), 1023 nucleotides long. NCBI's taxonomy places the organism in Eukaryota, Viridiplantae, Streptophyta, Magnoliopsida, Rosales, Rosaceae. The record is from the annotation of a GenBank genome assembly.